AUGUGGAGUCAAACUCCAAGCUUCAGGUUUGAGAUAGAAGAGUUCUGGAAGAAGAAAACUAAUCGCAUACUAUCUAAGGUAUUCGUAGCUGGCGGAUGCGAAUGGUACCUCCAAGUUUAUCCCAAGGGAACUAAUCUUGCUGAUGCUGGUCACUUGUCUGUGUACCUUCACGUUGCAAACCCUAAAUCAUUGCGAACUGGAUGGAAAAGGAAUGUUAGUUAUUACUUCACCGUGUUGAAUCAUCGCAAUAUAGAGCGCUGCAAUUCUGGCAUUAUAGAAAGCAAAGUGUUUGACGCUGAGUCUCUAUCAUUGGGCUUCGGAAAGUUAUUUCCUCGCAGCAAGCUUAAGGAGAAAUUCUUUAUGGGAAAGGACAGUGUCAUCAUUGAAGUCUACAUUAAUGUGAUUGAAGCUGUGGAUGGAGAAAGCGAAGAUGUGACAGAGAAGGAGACUGUGGAUAUCAACGGUUUUCAGGUUUCUGCUUCUCAGGUUGCUCUAGUGAGGAAAAUAUUCGCAGAGCAGCCAGACAUUGCAUCAGGUUUCAAACCAAAGAACCAAGUGGUGAGGACAGCAUACAUGAAUGUCCUUGUUGACCUCAUCAAUACACUAAACAAGCCUUCAAAGAGUCACUCAGAGACUGAGCUAAUCAUCUCUCAGGGAGAGUUGCGUGAGCUGGAAGAAGUGGGUUUCGAGAUUGACUGGUUGAAGUUAAAGUUUGAUAAUGUAUUCUUGGAGAGGAAGAAAGAUGAUGAUUAUGGUUCGAGGGUCCAACAACUUGAAGAACGUGUGAAGAAUCUUGAGAAGGUGGACUCUUUGAAAAGAAAGGUUGAUGAGGUUCUUUUGGAGAGGGAGAAAGCAAAAGCUGUUGAGCUUUGGCUCAAAAUACUUGAUAUAUACGUCAAGAACCUUGGUAAUGGAACCGACUUCGGGAUGGACUCUUUGAAGUCAAAGAUUGAGGAUGUUUCCUUGGAGAAGAAGAAAUCAGAUUGA
This is a messenger RNA of Eruca vesicaria subsp. sativa (arugula), 987 nucleotides long. NCBI's taxonomy places the organism in Eukaryota, Viridiplantae, Streptophyta, Magnoliopsida, Brassicales, Brassicaceae. The record is from the annotation of a GenBank genome assembly.